This is a messenger RNA of Lactuca virosa, 1397 nucleotides long. NCBI's taxonomy places the organism in Eukaryota, Viridiplantae, Streptophyta, Magnoliopsida, Asterales, Asteraceae. The record is from the annotation of a GenBank genome assembly.
GAGCUCUCACGACAAGCAUACACCGUCGUCUGCACAAAAUUGAACCCUUAAUUUUCUCUCUUCGAUCUUCACGAACAAUGACGAUGCCGGCUAAUGGUGGCGCUGAUCGGAGAACCGAUUCUGCGCCGACUGCUCUGUCGUCGACCCCUAUCCCCGCAGGCAACAUGGAUGCUAACGGAACUGUACCAGUACCGGUGAACUCCAAUUACCGUCUCCGAUUGAGUCCUAAAAAGGAUCACAAACCGGAAAAUUACGAAGAUCUUCGAUCGGAGUUCAGUCCUCUGCUUUUUAGCUCAAUGGAGCGACACCUGCCGCCGAACCUCUUGAAUGCUCCUCGAGAAGCGAAGUUUAAGCACAUGCGGGACAUUCUGCGUCGUUAUUCGAAUGAAGGAGAGCGUAGUCGAGUGAAGAAGCACAGCAUAUACAGGGAAAGAAUCAUAUCCAGUUAUCAGCCUCUUUACAGAGAAUUAUAUGAACUGAAUCCCUCAAGCUUCUUUGUGCCCUCUUUCAUAAACGCAUUCAUGGCUAAUGAUGAUGUCAGCAGAAAUCAAAGUAUCAGAAACAUAAUGUCUGAACCUGUUCCAGGAGUUUUCACAUUCGAUAUGCUCCACUCAGAUUUCUGUGCAAAGAUGCUAGCUGAGGUUGAAAAUUACGAAAAGUGGAUUCUGGAAACAAAAUCAGCAACCAUACGCCCAAACACCAUGAACAAAUUUGGUGUUGUUCUUGAUGACUUUGGAAUGGAACCAAUGCUGGAAAAGUUAAUUCAAGACUUCAUUGGCCACAUCUCAAAAAUCUUCUUUGCUGAUGUGGGAGGAUAUGCACUUGAUUCUCAUCAUGGAUUUGUGGUGGAAUAUGGAUUUGAUAGAGAUGUGGAAUUAGGGUUUCAUGUGGAUGAUUCAGAGGUGACUUUAAAUGUCUGUUUGGGGAAACUGUUUGCUGGUGGAGAGUUGUUUUUUAGAGGAGUGCGUUGUGAGAAACAUAUGCAUACCGAAUCACAACCCGAGGAGAUAUUUGAAUACUCGCAUGUCCCAGGGCAUGCGGUUAUUCACCGUGGUCGUCAUCGACAUGGAGCUAGACCCACUACAGCUGGAAAUCGGGUCAAUUUAUUGAUUUGGUGCAGAAGUGCUGUGUUUAGAGAGAUGAGAAAACACAUGAAGGAGUUUACAACUGGCUGGUGUGGUGAAUGUCAACGGGAGAAUAGAGAAAAACUUGAACAGGCUGUGGCUGCGAAAAAGGAAGCGUUAGUGUGGAAUGGGAUUGUGGAGAAGAACCACCUUCCUCCUGCGUCGCCGCCAUCCGCCGCCGCCAUCGGACAUCCACCGGCCACCACCACCAUGCAUUCCUUUCUUCUUGUAGUAGGAACAAUACCAAGGAUAAAAAGGGGAAAAGAGGAAUAA